UUCCCAGAGGGCUUUGCGGGGGCGCCCGUUGCUAAGCAGCGGGAAGCGGAAUCGGGCGUCGGGCCUACCUCGGGCCUUGUUACCAGCAUGAAGCAGAAGACGUCUAAGGGCUUCUCCGCCCGACCUGGGGCACCUGGCCGCAAGCGGAAGGGCCUUAGUGAUAUCUCCCCCUCUACAAGCUUGCCACCUCUUGUAGAAGGCCAGCUGCGCUGCUUUCUGAAGUUGACUGUUAGCAAAAUCUUAUGGAUGGUUGCAAAGCCUCCAGCUUCCUUCUUUGUCCAGGUGAGAUGGUGGGGAGAAACCUCAGAUGGCACAGUCUUCAUGCCCCGGGAUACCAAACAGGCUGAGCAGAAAAUUCUUAAAACCACCACUCGCUAUGCAAUUCGGUGUGGUCCAAAACAGUUUGCUUCUUAUCUGACAGAUAUGGGUGCUCUUAUACUGGAAAUCAUGACCAAAUCAGAUCACCUUCCAAUUGGGCGAGUUCAGAUCAAUGGGCUGUCACAGCUUGCUCCGAGUCAUCCAAUCAGUGGAUUUUUCACCAUUGUUUCACCGACAUCUGAGAAGAUGGGAGAACUGCAGGUAUCGCUAGUUCUGGAACCUCUCUCUGAAACAGUUGACAGUAGCAGCUCCAUUCCGAACACGGACAUGAGUUUUCAUGUUGGAGUGCCAGCCCAAGGAGCCAAAGAAACAGCUGGAUCCGGCCAAUUUCUUGUCCCAUCGCAGAUUUAUAGACCACCGAGCGGGAGCAUUGUUGGAAGAGAAUCCUUGAGCAGUAGCAGGGCCACUACACCAAGGGGAAAGGACCACUUGUACUUCCAAGAGAACUCUGAGAACAUAAAAGAAGGGUCUUUUGCACCUCGGCAUCACCUUAUCGCAGGACAGGAUGAUGUGAACAUUCCCAAGCAACAAAAAUUGCUUCCCAGCAGCUUUGAUCAUGAGGCCCAAGUUAGAUUAACUGGGAAAAGCCCGAACCCUGUCCGUGUUCUUUCUUGGCACAACCCAGCUGCCAAAGAUCUCCUUUCAGCCCUUUUGGAUCAAGGCAGCAAGCUUCGAAAUGCCAUGGUGGUAUCUGCAAUGAAAUCCAGUCCAGACCCUGGUAUAGAAUUAGUGGAAGCUCAUCCACUGCUAAAGCGAGAUGUCCCCAGGCCGGCCAGAAAGAAUCUUAAAAACCUGAAUUCUGGCUUCACAUCUGCUAUGGAAGUUCCUCUUCAGCCACCAACUGAUAACUUGGAAUUUGAUUUGCAUGCUGAAAACAGAGCAGUCCAGCUGCUGUUGGGCAGCUCUGAUUUCUCCCCUGUUCGUCUUUUGGAUGGUACAGGCUCCCCUCCAGAAUCCAUCUCUCUUGGGAGCGAGGUGUAUGACAGUGAACUGAAUGACCCCCACUAUGAUCAGAGUCUACUAGAAAACCUGUUCUACACUGCACGAAAGUCUGAUAGCAGCUUAAGUGACUUCCUCAGUGACGAGGAGGAUGCUGUUUCUUCUGAAAAAUGGAAUAAAUCUCAUGCCACCAAACGUCACAGAACAGAAAAGGCUUUGGAGUCCAGUCCUUUAGUUCAGAAAGAAAAGGAGAUACAAAAAAAAGCCAGGAACUCUCCUGCUAAGCCUCUUCAUGAGACUUCCAUGGAGUCUACAGAGGAAAUGCAAGCUGUCAACUUGAGUCUCGACAGGCUGGCAAUGCUGGGUCGGAUCCAUUUAGCUAGAAUGGUAAUAGACAGUUUAAGGAUCCCCCCUGAAGAUGCCGCUCAAGGUACCCCAGGCAAAAAGGGUUCCUCAGGAAAACCACCCAGACCAGCAUCAGCUAAAAAAAGGACAUUCUUUGUUGAGUAUCACUUUCCAGUGGGAGUCUCAAAGAAUGGAGUAGGGCAGGUUGCUGUAACAACAGAAAUAGUUCGUGUAGCUUCGAGUAAAAUCACAGGUGAAGUGGUGAAAUUUCAACAGCGGUAUGUGUUCCCUCUUCACUUCAGUGGAACAGUGAUAACACACUGGUGGAACUCAGAACUCGCAUUUAACAUCUACUUGAAAAAAGGCAUACAAAGAAAGCCACUGCAGGUUGGCUCAACAGCUUUGCAACUGCGAGACGUAAUUCAGUCUGAGCACCUCAUCAUCAGCCGUGAGUUGCCUGUGAAAGAAGAAGGCGGUUCAGCCCAGUUGGGGCCUUUAAAGGUGUCAUUGGAGCUUGCAGCUGACAACAAGGACUUCUCCAGCACCAACGCCAGGGCACUGAAUGUGGCACCACUAGGUCCUGUCUACUCUGUUAGAAGCCCAGGGGUAAAGCUACAAGAUGCUGACAAGAGCAGCACAUCUGUCGAAAGCCCUCAGCUCUUAAAACAAAGCAAUUCCCAGUUCCCACAGAGAAUGCGAGAGCCUUUGCCUGCAGCUGUAGAAAAAGCCAGUGUGGGUGUGGGUCAGCAGUCAGCACCAGCUUCUACAGUGUCCCGUAACCUGCUGACCCAGAUUAUUGCAUCUGAAGAGGAAGGCCUGCUGUUGCACGUCCUCUUGAUGGUCCCCGAAGGGAAGGACUUUGGUCCCAGAGAUGCUGGAAUCCACGGAUCUUGUAACGUGUAUUUGAACUGCAAACUCUUCAGCAUGGAAGAAGCAACCCGAUCGGCUGUCAUAUGGGGCACUACGCAGCCCACCUUCAGUUUUUCACAGGUAACUCCUAUUUCACUGACGUCUAAGCAUCUAGAGAGGCUGAAGAACAAUGUCAUGGUCAUCGAGGCCUGGAAUAAGGUGCACAGCCCUGGAGGAGACAGACUGCUGGGACUGGUGAAGCUUCCACUGCAUCAGUUCUACGUUUCAUUCAAAGACCCCAAGAUUUCCCACCUGCUGCUUCAGGCUCAGUAUCCAGUGAUUGCUGUGGAUGGCUCUGUGCCUGUGGUUGACGUCUUCACUGGCAACCAAAGUGGGAGCCUGAAGGUCAUUCUGGCAAUGGGCUCUGCGGAGCAGGUGGUGGCACUGCAGAGGCUCAAGAGGGAAGAAGGGGCCAUGCCUCCCAUCCUGCUACGCCCUGGACAUACUCUGGAUCCUCUUGCCGUGGCUCCUUCAAAGCAGCCAGAGAGAAACAGGGAGGGACUCACAGAACACGUCUUUGAGGUCCACCUCGAGAGUGUGAAAGGGCUCACUCCCCUCCAGUCCACAGUCUGGGGAGAAGCAGACUGUUAUGUGCAGUACCUUUUUCCAGUUCAGAAGUUGGACUCCAACAUGCUCUGUGGGUCAGAGGUAUACGAGACUGGCAUUGAGCUAAAGCCCUUCCGUUCAGCUACAACCCUCUGUGUCCCCGACCCCAUCUUCAAUGACGAGCAUCAUCACUCCCUGUUGGCCCCUGCUGACAUCCCUGUCCAGAGGCUGCUGCUUGGUGCUUUCUCUGCACAGGGCUUAGCAGGAGGAGGAGGAAUUCCGUUUGAAAUCUGGUGCAGGUAUUAUUAUCCUAAUGUCCGAGAUCAGAUGGUUGCCAAAGGGACUUUGCCUCUGUCACGCCUGUGCACCAUGGUGACCAUGCAGCAUCACGGGGAAGUAAAGAUCCAGACCUUUAGUCUGCCCUUAAUCCCAAGAACGGAGAGCUCAGGAAAAGCCCAGCUCCAGCCCUCAGGUUUGCUUGAUGUGAACAUAAAGUAUAGGCGUUCCUUGAAAGCAGCUGAGGGAGUCCUAGCAGCUCAAGCUGUCUCUGUUUCUGUUCAGAUACACACAGCAGCAGGUUUGCAAGCAGCAGCCAGGAUUAUGGCAGGGAAGCACCCUACUCUCCAAUACAUUGCAGAAGUUGGCGUAAACACCUAUGUGUCUGUGUGCCUGCCCUUCCUCCCUGAGGCGGAGAGGCGCAACACACGAGCCGUGGCGCGCUCUUUCUGUCCAGAAUUCGAGCACCACACUGAGUUUCCAUGCAAUCUCGUGAUCCAGAGAAGUAGCGGAGAAGCAUGUUGUCUGGCGGAACUCUUGCAGUUUUCAGAGAUCAACUUCUCCAUCUUCCACAAGAACCUGAAAUCAGCUCCUGGUGCAUCAACAACUCAAGCUUCGGGAGAUUAUCUGCUGGGAACUGUCAAGGUUCCAACCAGAGACCUUUUGAUCAAAAGAUCAGGUAUUAGAGGUUGGUACCCUAUUACUCUCCCAGAAGAUCUAGUGCCUUCUCAUUGUGCAAAUAUCAUGCAAACCAUAGUUGGAGGCCUGGAGCUUUCUGUUACUUUUGCUCACCCGAGUGACCGAGAGCGUGUUCUGGAUGCUGCCAAGCUUUUAGGCUGGACUUGGGAGGAAGUCCACUCUGAGAACAUGCAGGACGAUAGUGACAGUGAAUGCCAGCCUGCUCCAGAUCUUGCAACAGUGACUGUAUCCAUCCCUAGACUAUGGCUACCUGUGCACUGCGUGUUACUUGCAGAACAGACACACCUAAAUAAAAGCACCUAUUGCUACCUCCGCUAUAAGCUGUAUGACCAAGAAGCCACAUGGACAUCGCUCAGGAGGCCAAGAUUAGCUGAAGAUGAGAAACAAGUGACAGUGGCCUUUAAGAAGAGCAAGCAAGUGGACCUUCCAAAGAGCCAAGCACUGUUGUGGUACUUCAGGGAGGAGAAGCUGGAGCUCCAGGUGUGGCGAGCUUAUGGGAAUGAAAGCAACACAGAAAGACCACUGGAUACUGACCGUCUGAUUGGGUCGGCUUAUAUGGAUCUGGCUGCACUUGGACAGAAUUCAAGGAAAUUGAGAACCAUCAGUGGUGUCUUCCCCUUGUUCCGACGCAACGCCUCAAACCUGUUGGGAGCUGCUGUGCGUGUUCACAUUGCACUUGCCCCCACCAGCCCUCGUGGCCUUGAGUCUGCUGAAGAUGGCGGCGGCAGCAGCAGCAGUGACGGUGAAGAAAGAAGAAAGGCACCCAGGCUGCCCCAGCAAGGGCGGGAACACGGCCACGAACCACAUCCUUCAGCCCCAGAAAGCCCCAGUGAGAAAUUACCUGAGGAGUCUCUUCUCGGAGUGGAUCACGGGAAGACCUUUGCUGUUAGCAUCCUUGUGGAAAGAGCCAUGCACUUGAGCUUAAAAGGGAGCCCGCUCACGGAACGUGGAGUAACAGCCCCCAGCAGCUACGUGUCGUUUGUCACUGCUGAUGCCGAUAACCCUGUUGCCACAGAAAUAGUUGAAAAUACCGACUCGCCAGUUUGGGGUUUUCAGCAGCAGACCAGACUCUCCAAUGAGCUUCUGUUGGAUCCUCAGCAAACUCUUGUCUUCAAAGUGUGGCAUAAAGCAGAUGUUGAACGAGUGAUAGGAUUUGCAUCUGUGGAUCUCUCCCCUCUCCUCUCUGGCUUCCAAUUAGUCUGCGGCUGGUACAAUAUCGCAGACUUCAGUGGACAGUGCCAAGGGCAGAUCAAAGUCGCUGUUUCCCCCCUCGAGAGUAUAACUCAUCUCAAAGAAGAAAGGCAGGCAAGAAGCCGGACAAAAGCCCCAGGAUCAUUGUUUCCAUCAACAAGCUCUUUUGCGUUCCAGAUGAGGGACUUGUAUACUGCAUUCCCCAGCUUCUCCACAAGAGGCACUGAAGAGCUUUUGAAUUCCCCAGUGAAGGAAACUGAUGCCACUGAUCACAAGAGCAGAGCAGGAUUCCUUGGAUCCGGGAUGCCUCGUCAUGAAGAGCAUGUGCAGAACAUCCGCAGAUUCCAUGAGUCACUACAGCAAGCGGAAGGGAACAUGCACCGAGCGGGAAGGCUGGAUUCUCUGUCCCAUUUCUCACGCACUUCGCUUCUCGGAGCUCUCAGAAAAAACCUGAGUGAGCUGGAUGAAUUUCAGAGGUACUUCAGCCAAAAGCUGAGCAGGCCUUUCCCUGACUUGAGUGCUCCAAACAGAAAUGUGGAAGAACUCAGUGCCAGGCACCAAAGUCUUGCUUGCAGGGCGGGAGAUCAUGAAGGGCGGCAUCUGUUGGAGAAGUCCAACAAUUUGGUUUCUCAAGUCGGCAUCCUCAUCAAUGACUUGCAGAACAAUAUAAUGAAAAAUGCAGUACAAUCUUCAGUUGUUCAUGAAGCUGGCAGUGGAUGUUUGAGUGCCAAUGUUGCCCUUCACUCUGUUCUGGACCAAAAAGACGCCAUUGCCGGGACAGAAACUUCCAAAGACUACCCAGGGAACGGGCCCUCCACUAGCUGUGCAAGCGAAGAGCCGUUAUACCCUCUUGGAAAGACUCCCUCUGGAAGAGGCAUGCUCUAUGAAUUCCUCCAUCAAGGCAGCUCUCAGAAUAGUUCUCUCUUAGCUGCACAAUAUCACCAGGGAGAGGAAAAUGCCACUCAGUCCCACAGUGAGGAGGAGUAUGAGGAGGAUGUCAUCGAACCAAGAACGCUGAAUGAAAUCACUACCAUGACAGACAAAACCAGUCCCUGGUCCAGCCUUCUCUCUGAACCAGAGCAGCAUCCUGACCGGGAAGCGGCAACCACGAGGAAUGGUGAACAACUUGCAGGGGAUUCUGAACAUUUAGUGAAAGAGGAGAGCGUCGGGAGCAGCUCCUUGUCCUGCGUAACCCCGGAGGACCCUCGGAGCUUGCCCAACACUGCUAGAUCCAGUAACAGUCCCUGGAGAGAAGGCGGGAGUGACAAAGAUGCGGGAAGACAGCUCCUUGAAGGUGGUACCGAAGAACUAUUUCAACCAACGCCUGAUUCAGCUAUCCAUCAAGUGAAUGGCAGACCCACAGAAGAACAAAGGACAGAUCAAAAAAGAGCACCAGAAAGCCAGGAAAAAGGUAGUGGGGAACCGCUGACUUUAUCAGGUGGCGGAGACUUUGUCGUGGCCAGAACCACUGCUCCAGAGACAGAAGAGCAAAGUGAGGGUUUGCAUGAUCAGGAAGGAAUUAAUCUGAAUGAAGAGGGACACCAGCAUGGUUCCAGUUUAUCGGAAAGUCCACAUCACAUUGGAAGCUGCUCUGAUGAAAGUCACGAAGACCCACCAGGAAAAUCUCUGAAGCCCAUGGUGGCGCUAUCCGACCCAAUUGUGGUCCCCAACUUCUUCCUUCCGCCGCAGCAUCUGGAAGCCUCCAUGAGGCUGCUCAGCGUCUCUCCUUCUCCAUUGGCUGCUGCCAGCAAAACUGGAAGUGAUGCUUCUGCUGGGGGGAUCCCAUACCGAAGGCCCCAUCGUCACAAACCGAGCUUGACGCCAGCAGAGCUGCCCGAAGAGGAAACGAAACGGAUUGCUCGAAUAUUUUCUGCACAGUUCUCUAAAAAGGAAUAGCAAAGGGACUGGGCAGAGAGAAGCAGCAGACCCCAGCCAAAUGUGGAAACAUUCGGCAAGGAGAACAGCUGGGUCUUGCUGUCAGCGCUGCCUCGUAGGCAGGAAGGGGGAGUCUUCCUCUCCAGCAGCCCCAGAGUAGACACAACUCUCAUGGACUGAGGGAAGGAGACACCCCUCCCUCUGAACCUCACAAGCAAGUUCUGUGCCUGCUAUAAAAGAGAGGGGAGUUGUUGGCUACUGUAGAUUGAGACGCAGCCCCGCCUCCUCCUGUUUAAUGGUGUCCGCCCCAUCUCUCUAGAGCAGGGGACCCCAGCCUUGGCCAUUGGGGCUGGGGGUGGCGGCAGUCAUAGUCCAACAACAGCUGGGGACCCACAGUUGGGACCCCCUGCUCUAGCAGAAGCCAGGUUAUUUGAUGGUGGGUAAGGGCAGUGGCAGCAACACAGAGACCCCUCCCAAGCUCCGAACUGGGUUGGGUCUGCCGUGGUUUCGCCCCUUCUUGCAGGCAGCUCCUCCUCGUGAGCUGGGUCUGCCAGGGCAUCGCUCAGCUGCGCUCCAUGAUGAGACCGCAAGGGAGAAAGCUGUGCUGCAGUAGCCGUCACCCCAACUUCCCAAGGAUUGCGGCUGGUGUCUUCGCAUUAGGCCAGGAAGGAGCAGCGCUGCAGCAGUGCCACAUGAGCACCAGGCCCUCCUGCUGAAGCCACACACACCCCCGUCUCCCACACAGCCUGCCCCCCCUCCCCUCUUGCCCCAGGGCACCAGAUAGACAAAUUUGCCACUUUAUUCCAAACAAGAAUACCUCUCUGCUCCCCGCUCUUCUCACAUCUAAUCUACAAAGAUUUUUUUUCAUACCAAACAGUAGAAAAUACCCAUUCGUAUAUGAAUUCUUGUUCCCGCAGAAGGACAGGAACUCUCAGACAAAGUGUGGGAGACUGUAAUUGGGUGUUCUGCUUCCUCGUCCUUUUGUAACAAGGCUCCAGCCCGGAUAUUUUGCACUCGUUCCUUCUCACAAAACCACAAUGGCCAUAUGUCCAGUGCCUGUCUAAUAAGUAUCUGGGUGCCCUUGAUAAGGUACGAAAUGGCCCUGGCCACAGAUGGAAGCCAGGCAGAAGCCCCGCAACUGACCCCCCUGCUGGGGGCUGCCUGCUUCUCUCCCAUGUUGCAGAAUGCUCUGUGAACGUGGAGAUUUCCUCCGCCUUGAACAGGAAGGGGCAUUGUCUGCUUGGGCUGAACCAUUUGCACUCCAGAGUUCCUUGGAGCUCCUCUAGAGACACCACUGGAUCUUAACUGUGAACAUCGUGGGACAACAACAUUCUGCUUUCUGUUCAAUGGAUGAAAUUUUGCUGAUAUACAUUAUUAUCAUUUUGUUUGUGUCUAUAAUACUCUAAAUCUUGCUUUUUUUUAAGCACUUCAGGUCUUGUCAAGUAACAGUCCCAAAAGGAAACCAUGCUAAUUUAUUUGUAAAGGGUUUUUUUAACAAAGUAUUGUAAUUCUUUUUUACAAUAAAAUGGCAUUUAUAUUUUUAUGA
Molecule: messenger RNA, 8704 nt
Organism: Hemicordylus capensis (graceful crag lizard)
Lineage: Eukaryota; Metazoa; Chordata; Lepidosauria; Squamata; Cordylidae
Gene: C2CD3
Product: C2 domain containing 3 centriole elongation regulator
Exons: 33
Coding region: 88-7179 (2363 amino acids)
Biological process (GO): centriole elongation; cilium assembly
Cellular component (GO): centriolar satellite; centriole
Source: RefSeq, a predicted model, not a curated record